UGUCUCUCUCUCUCUCCCACCCUCCCUCCCCCUCCCUCCCGGGUGAGCACGCGACACCAGUCAGUGUGCACGAGGACAGCCUUUCAGAGCGCUUGAGCACGCGCGGCGCUCUGUCUCGUCCUUUUCCGCACUAACGCGUUUAUUUUAAUUGCUGCUCGUUUCUAACGGUGACGUCGAGCGGCUGGCCGCCGUUUACCGACACCGUCCAACUUCAAACCGCCUUUUAAUUAAACAUCUCGGGGAGAAAUGUAACUUUUUUCCACCUUAAAAGUCCAUUUUAUUAGGCGGCUGCGUGUUUGGUUCACGACGCGUCAGGUUGUGGUUCACCUUUGUUCCGGGGCGUCGUGGUACUGACAUGUGGUUCCAAGCCGCUGCCAUAGUCGGAUGUUAGCUCCCUUUAGUUCUGGACCCGGACCAAAGGGGACAAACCGAACUAGCGUGGGUCGCGGCUCUGUUCCGGUUUAAAGCAGGAGGAUGGUGCCACGGUUCCGCCUGGUUCUGCUGCCCUGGUUCUGUUUAUGGAGCCAGGACUAGAACUGUUGGACCAUGAAAGCUCGAUGGACCCGGACCAGGCGGUGUUGUCCAAUGGGUUCUGUUGCUAUGGCAACAGUGUGGAAUGCUGCUGGGGCUGGAGGCAGACGGACCAGGGACAGUGUCAACGUGACGACACAAACACACACGUUUAAGCCCUGAGAAGUUGUAGUCAGCUAGAACAGACCAUACAGGUGGUUUUUCAUUAUGUGUACACAGCAGCAUCGGGUUCAAGUGCCUUCCAGGUCAUCGCUUUAGACUGAGUUCGUUCCUUCCAGGUGGACCUUGGCUCCACCUCCUUUCAGUGAGGGGUCAGCUCAUCCAAAUUCCUAAAACUACAGCCCGUCUGUGAUGUGUUGGGUUUUCUCUCUUCAGGUUUUGACACGUGUGACUAACAUUUCUGCCUCCUCUCCAACACCGUGAAGUGAGCGCCGGUUUGCUUCUGACUUGGCUGAACCACCGGCCGAGACGUGAACAGGUCUCGUUAUCAGCUUGAAGCUCCCAGUGUUUCUGUACAUGAUGUUUCUGUUUAAAAUCAAAAGUCUGUUCUACAGAGUGGAUGUCAGUUACUUUGGUCAGCUUCAACUUCUAUCAGAGAAAAUGGUCUUGUCGUUUGUCAGUGGACGGUACCAGCACUUUUUCACAUCUGCAUGUUGUCAGGCAACGUUAACAGCUGUGAACAUUUCCUUUAGCACAGUCAAAAAUAAACCCGAGGGCUCAUCUGUCUGCAGCCGCUGUUUGAACCGAAGGAAACGACCUAAAAUCUAAUGCUCAUGUUCCAGAUGUUGAGUUAGUGGGUUAAACAAUGAACCAUCACUGCUUUAAAUGUACUUACUGGAACUUUGAACAGAUGUUUCAGAUGUUGGUACGGCCAGACACGUUCCUACAGUUAACUCCCUAAAAUCUGUUAACAGCCUGUGUGUGUGCGUGCGUGUGUGUGCGUGCGUGCGUGCCACAGCUCUGCGUCAUUUGAUUUCCCGUCAUUGCUCUGCCAAAAAGCGAGAGACACAUUCCUGUCAUGCUCGUCUGAGCUGUGAAGGCGUUUUACCUGAAGACCCCAACAACACCAACUCACUGCUGUUUCCAUACGUAGACCAACACGCAGACACACAGGCGUCCUCCACCCAGCCGCACACACACUGUUAAUGUCCCGACUCUAAAACAACAUCUGGCUUCACACACACACACAUAAAUGGUCGCUGUGACGAAUGGGGCUGAAGGUCAAAGGUUAACCCCACGAGCCAACAGUGGAAGCAGAGAGAGGCGUGCUCCGUGUUUAAUGUUCGAUUACCUGUCCCCUCCCAGAUCUGAACGAGUGCGGCCUGAAGCCUCGGCCCUGCAAACAUCGCUGCAUGAACACAGCGGGCAGCUACAAGUGUUACUGUGUGGACGGGUACGCGCCGCAGCCGCACGGCAGCUGCAGGAAUGCUCAAACCUGUUACCAUGCCAACUGUCAGUACGGCUGUGAGGUCAUCAAGGGGGCGGUCCGAUGCACCUGUCCAUCGCCAGGGUUACGGCUGGGCCCAGACAGAUGCACCUGUGUCGACGUCAACGAGUGUGUGCUGGGCGGCGGUGUGUGUCCUCGUUGCAGGAAGUGUGUGAACACGUUUGGGAGCUUCCUGUGUAAAUGUCACCUGGGCUUCAAACUCGUGUACAUCAACGGGCGCUACACCUGCGUCGAUAAGGACCCUCGGCCAUUCUGCUCCCUGAAUCCAUCUUCUCCAAAGUGCAGGUGUAAAGACGCCGGCUGUAAAGCCGUCCCCAAAGUCACAGAGGAGCCGCAAAGGCCAAGAACUACAACUCCCAUCACCACCACUGCUUCGCGUCCUCCACUCACUAGUGCUACAGCUCAGUCAGCCACUACCACAGCAGCCUCUCCACCUCCUCCUACACCUGUUGUUACUACUGCUCUUCCCACCACCAUCCCAAGUACAGCUCUUACUAUUGAUACUACUACUGCUGAAAGUACAAGUACUGCUGCGAGUACCUCCACCCCUCUGCCUACUGCUACUGAACUGGAUACUACAGCUCCCACUACUACAACUCCAGUAACAGCUGCCAUUAUGACUACAGUGGAAACACCAGCCGCCACGGUUCCCUUGACAACCAUGAUGCCCUCCACGGUCUCCUUGGUAACAACCACAGUGAAGAACAGGAUCAGCAAGGAUGUGAUGUACAGAAGAGAGGAGACGUGCACAUCCCUCGAUACCCCAGUAACAACCAGGUGUGGGAGUUUGAUGUCGAGCUGGGGAACACGGCCAGAGAUGAUCCUGGGAGUUGUCCACAUGGUGGGAGUCUUUGGGUGGCACGUUGGCGGUAGAUGCAUGUCUGGAGAACCGUGUUCCAUUAUGAUGUCCUGGACAGGGCAGGUUCCAGUCCAGGGCAUCAGGCUAGCUACAGAAAUGAAGAAGGGUUUUAGUUAAAACGACAGACCUCCAGCACUGUAA
Molecule: messenger RNA, 2978 nt
Organism: Monopterus albus (swamp eel)
Lineage: Eukaryota; Metazoa; Chordata; Actinopteri; Synbranchiformes; Synbranchidae
Product: nephronectin-like
Exons: 8
Coding region: 1884-2954 (356 amino acids)
Cellular component (GO): membrane
Molecular function (GO): calcium ion binding
Source: RefSeq, a predicted model, not a curated record